CAGCGAUAGAAAUGGCAUUUCAUCUGAAUACGGGUUCCAGUGCGUUCAAAGUUUUUUAUAAUGGAGCGGUCCAAGGCCAACCGAAAGUAAGCUCCGAAAACUAGGGCAGGAUGCAUCAUCUGCAAAUGGGUGAGACAUCUUCGACGGCACUGGCAGCAGUGAGGUUCAAGGAAAGGCCGAAACUCACAGCUUUCCCCGCGAUAGGAAAUGACACAUACGUUGCGAUGAGGAAAACCAACCUGCCAGAAUUGCGCCAAGUCCAGGAAAGAAUGCAAGGGAUAUGUUCAAAAGCCAACCUCCGCGAUAUUGUCCUUCCUGAGAGGGCAUCGCCGAAUUCUGAUCAAACCAAACCACGAGACCCUGGGGUUUACCAGCCAACCAAAUCGAAAAGGACCAUGUCGACUACUGGAUGGCAUUCAGCAAAGAGUAUACACUAUUCCCCUGAUAGCUCACGACACACGUACUCCCACGAAUCGCCCGCGAAGACCCUGCUCUUCGCCAUGCCACCUUUGCUAUCGGCGCGGCUACUCUCGGUAGCGACAGCCGCGUUCAACGCACGUCAAGCAAAGAUCCAUUUAUAAAAGAGGCUUCCUAGCACCACGGACGAUCAAUCUUGCUCAUCCAGCCCGGAGCAGAAGACAACAAAUGUAUGCCCCGCGUGCUGUUGUCAUGCUUGUUGUUUAUCACGUUCCAAG
This is a messenger RNA of Colletotrichum navitas, 695 nucleotides long. RefSeq lists its product as uncharacterized. Bases 111 to 581 code for a protein of 156 amino acids. The transcript has a single exon. NCBI's taxonomy places the organism in Eukaryota, Fungi, Ascomycota, Sordariomycetes, Glomerellales, Glomerellaceae. The record is from RefSeq and is a predicted model, not a curated record.